This is a messenger RNA of Mytilus californianus (California mussel), 2659 nucleotides long. Its product is annotated as ATP-sensitive inward rectifier potassium channel 1-like. Lineage: Eukaryota; Metazoa; Mollusca; Bivalvia; Mytilida; Mytilidae. The record is from RefSeq and is a predicted model, not a curated record. Gene Ontology annotation, biological process: regulation of monoatomic ion transmembrane transport; potassium ion import across plasma membrane. Gene Ontology annotation, molecular function: inward rectifier potassium channel activity. The coding region runs from base 32 to 1057 and encodes 341 amino acids. Gene Ontology annotation, cellular component: plasma membrane. The transcript has a single exon.
AUGAAUGUCUUAAGCAAAGCUGGAUGUUAAAAUGUCAAAAAAGGACGAAAACAUUAUAUUUUCUAAUAGUCACAAUAGAAUUGUUAGCAAACAGGGAAGUUAUAGGGUGAAACUAGAAACUCCGAGGAAAACAAUAUUAAAACAUUACUUGAGAGAUACAUUUACUACUCUCGUGGACGCUAAAUGGCGAUGGUCAAUAUUAUUAUUUGUUAGUGGAUUUUUAUUGACAUGGAUCACUUUUGCCGUAAUUUAUCUCGCAUUUGCUCGUAGUCAUGGUGACUUAGAAAAUGAAGAUGCAGAAGUCUGUGUGGAAAAUGUUUAUGAUUUUACUACUGCACUAUUAUUUUCAGUUGAAACACAGCAUACAAUUGGAUAUGGUUUUAGACAUGUGACCACAGACUGUCCCCAUGCUGUAUUGGUAGUAUUUAUUCAAUUCAUUCUUGGCAUAGGAGUGCAAUGUCUCACUGCAGCGAUUGUCUUUUCAAAGUUAAUCCGCUCAAAGAGGCGAGGAGACUCUGUUGUAUUUAGCCAAAAAGCUUGUUUGGCUGUCGUUGAUGGACAAUGGCGUCUUAUGGUCAGAGUCGCAGACUUUAGAAAAUCAAAGCUCGUCGGUGUAAAAGCCAAGGGAAUACUGAUAAAGCGUUCUGUAAUCAACAAUAAACACCAUCUUGAACAAACAUUCAUUGAUUUUGUUUCAGAAGGAGGAAGUGAUACUUUGACACUGUUAUGGCCUGCUGUCAUCUAUCAUACAAUAAACAAAGAUAGCCCAUUGUGGCCACCGAUGACAUUGCGAAGGUUAGGGGGAUAUUCUGAAAUUGUUGUAAGUCUGGACGGUGUAAUUGAGAGUACAAGUCGGGUUGUUCAGACAAGAACAUCAUAUAUCCCCGAAGAGAUUCAUUAUGGUUAUAAGUUCCAAAAUAUAUGCCCACAGAUAACAGAAGAUGGGAAAUAUCAAUGCAGCUACUUUGAAAUUAACACAGUUUCUCCAGUGGUAACCCCACAAUUGAGGAAAAGAAUAUCUGUUACAUCCGUAUCUUCAAAGGAAUCAAUGUAUUGACAAAAUUGAUUUUUUAUAUUAAAUGACUCAGAAAAUGGAUGAAUAUUACAAUUAACUGAGUGCAUAUCUACUUAAUGACAUCAUCCAUUGAAGAAAGAAAUAAAUCAAGAUAACAUGUGAUUUCCCAUGUAUUUGCGUGAAAUAUCUGCACAUAUUCUUUUACUACCAGUUAUGUAAGUAAACGACACUUCGCCCGCAGCAGAAUACCAUUUAGACAUGUUAAACUACUUUUUAUUAACUUAAACGUAAUGUGUAUGCAGUGAUCUACAUUAGCUUGUAUAUUGUUAUUACUUUCUAUGACAAGUGUAUUGAAUUCAAGUGAAAACAAUUAUGAUCAUCCUUCAUUACUAUGACAUGAUAAAGUUAAUGUUUGGUGUGAUGUCACAAUUACUUGCUUGGUCUAUGCAUGUCCAUCAUAUUGUCAACAAAUAUAAAUCAUAAAUGAUGGCAGAUUCAAGUUUCUCUUUAAUGUAUCACCACAAUAAAGUAACCAAAGUUAGUCAUAUACAAUUUACGUACAUUUUCGAAAAUGAAAUUUUAUUUGUACUAUAGCUUUAGAAGCAAGAAGAAAAUCAAAGCAGGAUGAUCCUUUCUCCAGUUUAGAAGGGAGAAUCGAGUUUCGUAUUAGUUAUAUUUCACGUGCUUUAGAAAAUUGUUUUAUUCUUAAAUUUAAUAUCCUUACUUAAGGCCCGUGACUCUAAAUUGGAUGCCUGUUUUUAAACUUUUAUGUACAAAUAUUGGAGCGAGAGAAUCAGAAGAACUAGGAAUCAAUUUGAAGUGGCCUUUUAAAUACUGUCUUAGGAAUCGACACUUGUUGAACGCAUGUACCGAGAAGAGAACACCAAUAUUUAUAUACUAAACAUUAAAAGAAGACAAAAAUUUGUAUUUACAGAAAAGCUCUUGCUGGCUGGUAUCUUUAUAUUUUAAAAAGUUACUUAAUUUGGAUGCACUUCAAGUAUCAUAUACUGUGUUUGAGGAUUCACAAUAUUAAAUAUUAAAUAUUAAAUCUAAUAACACAGGUAAACUCAGAUUUUAUACUAAAAUUUGCACCUCGUUUAACUUAAAAAAAAACUUACCUGAGCCUUAAUAUACAAAAAAUGAGAGGUCAGGUCUGACAAAAAUUAGAAUUAGUGCACAUUCAUAUGCUAUUGAAACAGGGAUGUACAGUAAACCAAAGACGUUAGCAACUGAAAGAUUCUGAAGCAUAUUUUGCAGAGGCAAAGUGGAAGAUGAAGUGCGCUUCCUUAUAUAUUGUCCCCUAUAUAAAAACCUUCGAGAGAAGUUAAGUAUGAUGAUAUCAAAUCAGUAAUAUAUUUAUUUAAUCUGGAAAAUUUGUUAAUGCCAGACAGAUAUGUAAUUAUUUGAGUCAAGCUUUUGAAGUUCAUAAUAACACAUAAUGUCAGUUGGUCUACCCAGAGACAUAUAUACAUAGGAAAUGGAAGUAAUAAAAUGUACUUGUGGUUAUAGCAUAUCAUCAAUUUUAACUUGUUGUGUAUGAUGUUUUACUUAUAUUAUUUGUCAUCGUUUUUAUAUGUUGUACACUUUGAUCACGCAUUGUCAUAUAUAUAAAAUGUGCUUUUUCCAAUAAAAUAUUUAAUUUGA